ACUCGAAUCGCUGGGAACCGAGAAGCCGGUUUAGUGUCAGAAGUCUUCUCGAGAUUAACKUACAAAACCUGUCUUUAUCUUCUUUUUAACAAUGCUAAGAGCCUCCAGCUCUCGCCUGAUACAAUCAGGAAUACAUAGAAACCUUGGAUGUGGGUCUUUAGCGAGAACAACAUCAGCUGUAAGGCAUUCUAGCUCCGAAGCGGAUGRAGAACCGUCCUUYAUUCAGAUGUGUGAAAUCUUCUUAGAUAAUGCCAGAUCCUAUGURGAACACCGACUUCUGACAAGACCAGAUCCUCCUGGCACUAAAAGAGAUCCUCAUGAGGACAAGAAAAGCAAGAUUAAAGGUAUUUUGGAUACAAUGAAGCCAUGCCAGGAUGUAUUAUCAGUUUCUUUCCCUAUCAAACGUCAUUCUGGAGAAUAUGAAUUAAUUAGAGGAUACCGUGCCCAACACAGCCAUCAUAGAAAGCCAUGCAAAGGAGGUAUUAGGUAUAGUUCAGAUGUUGACCUAGAUGAAGUUAAAGCUUUGGCUACUCUAAUGACAUUCAAAUGUGCUGUUGUUGAUGUUCCUUUUGGUGGUGCCAAGGGUGGCAUUAGGAUUGACCCAAGAGAAUAUUCAGAACUAGAACUUGAGAAAAUUACAAGACGAUUCACAGUAGAAUUAGCUAAGAAGAAUUUCAUAGGACCAGGCCUUGAUGUACCUGCGCCUGAUAUGGGCACUGGUGCCAGGGAAAUGAGUUGGAUGGCAGACACUUAUGACAUGACACUAGGUUUUGGAAAUAUGAAUGCUUAUGCCUCUGUGACUGGUAAACCAGUUCACUUGGGUGGUAUCCAUGGCAGAGUGUCUGCAACUGGAAGGGGAGUUUAUCAUGGAAUUCAAAACUUUCUAGAUAAUGAAAAGUAUGCUAACAUGGUUGGGCUAGAACCAGGUGUCAAGGGAAAAACCUUUGUUGUCCAGGGAUUUGGUAAUGUAGGCUUGCAUAGCACCAGAUAUUUGCACAGAGCUGGUGCCAAGUGUAUUGGUGUGAUUGAGCGUGAUGGUAACAUAUACAAUAGAGAAGGUAUCGACCCUAAAGAACUUGAAAAUUAUCUCUUGGAAAAUGGAUCAAUUUUAGGAUUUCCAGGUGCCAAUGGAUUUGGUAAUGUAGGCUUGCAUAGCACCAGAUAUCUGCAUAGAGCUGGUGCCAAGUGUAUUGGUGUGAUUGAGCGUGAUGGUAACAUAUACAAUAGUGAAGGUAUCGACCCUAAAGAACUUGAAAAUUAUCUCUUGAAACCUGUCUUUAUCUUCUUUUUAACAAUGCUAAGAGCCUCCAGCUCUCGCCUGAUACAAUCAGGAAUACAUAGAAACCUUGGAUGUGGGUCUUUAGCGAGAACAACAUCAGCUGUAAGGCAUUCUAGCUCCGAAGCGGAUGRAGAACCGUCCUUYAUUCAGAUGUGUGAAAUCUUCUUAGAUAAUGCCAGAUCCUAUGURGAACACCGACUUCUGACAAGACCAGAUCCUCCUGGCACUAAAAGAGAUCCUCAUGAGGACAAGAAAAGCAAGAUUAAAGGUAUUUUGGAUACAAUGAAGCCAUGCCAGGAUGUAUUAUCAGUUUCUUUCCCUAUCAAACGUCAUUCUGGAGAAUAUGAAUUAAUUAGAGGAUACCGUGCCCAACACAGCCAUCAUAGAAAGCCAUGCAAAGGAGGUAUUAGGUAUAGUUCAGAUGUUGACCUAGAUGAAGUUAAAGCUUUGGCUACUCUAAUGACAUUCAAAUGUGCUGUUGUUGAUGUUCCUUUUGGUGGUGCCAAGGGUGGCAUUAGGAUUGACCCAAGAGAAUAUUCAGAACUAGAACUUGAGAAAAUUACAAGACGAUUCACAGUAGAAUUAGCUAAGAAGAAUUUCAUAGGACCAGGCCUUGAUGUACCUGCGCCUGAUAUGGGCACUGGUGCCAGGGAAAUGAGUUGGAUGGCAGACACUUAUGACAUGACACUAGGUUUUGGAAAUAUGAAUGCUUAUGCCUCUGUGACUGGUAAACCAGUUCACUUGGGUGGUAUCCAUGGCAGAGUGUCUGCAACUGGAAGGGGAGUUUAUCAUGGAAUUCAAAACUUUCUAGAUAAUGAAAAGUAUGCUAACAUGGUUGGGCUAGAACCAGGUGUCAAGGGAAAAACCUUUGUUGUCCAGGGAUUUGGUAAUGUAGGCUUGCAUAGCACCAGAUAUUUGCACAGAGCUGGUGCCAAGUGUAUUGGUGUGAUUGAGCGUGAUGGUAACAUAUACAAUAGAGAAGGUAUCGACCCUAAAGAACUUGAAAAUUAUCUCUUGGAAAAUGGAUCAAUUUUAGGAUUUCCAGGUGCCAAUGUUACAGAGGAAAGUCUUUUGGAAGCAGAAUGUGACAUCUUAGUUCCUGCUGCCAAUGAGAAACAGAUAACCAAAGCAAAUGCYCACAAGAUUAAAGCCAAGGUUAUUGCUGAAGGUGCAAAUGGACCAACUACUCCUGAAGCUGAAAAGAUUCUCAUUGAAAACAAGAGACUUGUUCUACCUGACCUUUAUCUUAAUGCUGGUGGUGUCACAGUGUCUUACUUUGAAUGGCUCAAGAACAUUAACCAUGUCAGCUUCGGUCGUCUGACCUGGAAAUAUGAAAAGGAAUCCAACUACCAUUUACUAGAGAGUGUACAGCAAAGUUUAGAAUCUCACUUCCAAUCUGGAUCAAUUCCAAUCCAACCCUCUGCAGCUUUCCAAGAGCAGAUAUCGGGUGCUUCUGAACGAGAUAUUGUACACUCUGGUUUAGAAUUUACCAUGGAGAGAUCAGCAAAUCAACUUAUGCGRUGUGCAGAGGAAUACAACCUUGGGCUUGAUAUAAGGACUGCUGCAUACAUAGUUGCCAUGGAGAAAGUCUACAACACUUACCAAGUGGCUGGAUUCACUUUUGUCUAAUGAAAGCUCUGAACUGUUAGCUCUUUUGUACUUGACUAUUUAAUUUUUUUCAUAUCUUAAUAAUGCGAUAGUAAUAUAUCAGCUAUUAUUUAAUCACAAUGGAGUUCAAGAAUGCAAAGAUUUACCCAAUGUGGAGAAAUUUGAUUGUUAAUCAAUAAUUUUGGACAAUUCAUGUGUAAUAAUCUAAUUAUAAUGUAAACAUACGUACCCUGAACCAAGUUUGUAACUUGGUGAGGUGUAUUGAAUUUUAAUUUUGAAUAUCAUGGUAAUUAUGAGGAAAUCACUUGUCAAUAUUUAGAAUGCAGAAGGAAUGAAAUGUAGAAUUGAAUUAAAACUGGGUUUUGUACUUUGAA
Molecule: messenger RNA, 3261 nt
Organism: Exaiptasia diaphana
Lineage: Eukaryota; Metazoa; Cnidaria; Anthozoa; Actiniaria; Aiptasiidae
Product: glutamate dehydrogenase, mitochondrial
Exons: 25
Coding region: 92-2908 (938 amino acids)
Biological process (GO): L-glutamate catabolic process
Cellular component (GO): mitochondrion
Molecular function (GO): L-glutamate dehydrogenase (NAD+) activity
Source: RefSeq, a predicted model, not a curated record